CGCAGAAUUCCAAGAAUGCUCCAUGAAGACCUUUCUGGACACCGGGCUCCCCUUCCUCUCCUCCGCCUCGCCCCUCCCGAUCUUAGAAUUCGUCUCCCGGCGUAACAGCCUAGCAAAAGCCUUGCUCCGAGAUAGGGUAGAUGCGUUUAUUGUAGAACCAGGCUACACAUUCAAAUACUAUGCCAAUAUCUCGCAGCCCGACUGGGAAGUAUGGGAGCCGGAAGAGCGGCCCUUCCUCAUGAUCGUGCAGCCCAUCAACUCAAGCACCGGAGAAAUUACUGCUACGACUAGGUUCCUAGCACCGAGUUUUGAGGUCGAGAGAGCAAGGUUGUUGGGUAUGCCUUUCGAAGAAGAGGUUGAGUUCAUUGCCUGGCAAGAACACUGGAAUCCCUAUUCAACACUAUUGCAAAAUUGGGACGCCUCCUCUCCCUCUCACGCUCACACUAUACCAAACCCAAAGGUGAUGGUCGACGACGAAAUGAGGGAUUUCAUCCAACGCGGCCUUUCCCUCUCCGGCUUCAAUGUCGUGGGACUAGGAGGCGAAGUAGAGAAAGUGAAGCAGACGAAAACCCCCCGAGAAAUCGAGCUCAUUCGGGCCGUUAACACAGGGACUGUUGAAGCCCUCCGUGCAAUGAGAAAAUGUAUGUAUCCCGGCUUGACAGAGAACGAGGUCAUGAACGUAUUGGAUGAUACCCUUCGAGCCGCUGGGCUGGAGCCUUUUUUUGAUAUCGUGCUUUUUGAUGAAGAUGCUUCCAACCCCCACGGCGGCACAGAGGGGAGCAAAGUGCUGGAAGCAGAGACAUUCGUGCUCAUCGACGUUGGCGCCCAUCUACACGGCUACUCCUCCGACAUCUGCCGGACUUUCUUCCCACCCUUCUUUCCUGAACCCUCUUCUAUCUCUUAUCUUUCACCAGCCACCGAGGAAAAAUUAGCAGUCUGGGACAUCGUCCUCGAAGCACAGACACAAUCCAUGCAUGCCCUCAAGCCCAGAAACACAGCCGCAUCCGUCGACAUCGCUGCAAGAGUUGUAAUUGAGAAAGCGGGGUAUGGGGACGCUUUUACACACCGGGUAGGUCACGGGAUAGGAAUCAAAGCUCAUGAAAGUCCUUACCUCAAUAAGGGGAAUGUAAAUGUAACACUGAGCGCGGGAAUGACGUUCACGAGUGAGCCAGGUGUGUACCUAGUAGGGAAGUUUGGGGUAAGACAUGAAGAUAUCUUGUUAGUAAAAGAGGAAGGGGAGCCGGAGGUUUUGACAGGGCGACGGGCUACUGGGCCGUGGGAUCCUUGA
This is a messenger RNA of Hyaloscypha bicolor E, 1288 nucleotides long. Its product is annotated as aminopeptidase-like protein P. The record is from RefSeq and is a predicted model, not a curated record. The transcript is spliced from 3 exons. Lineage: Eukaryota; Fungi; Ascomycota; Leotiomycetes; Helotiales; Hyaloscyphaceae. Bases 23 to 1288 code for a protein of 421 amino acids.